This is a messenger RNA of Protobothrops mucrosquamatus (brown spotted pit viper), 2228 nucleotides long. RefSeq names its product membrane palmitoylated protein 1 (gene MPP1). The record is from RefSeq and is a predicted model, not a curated record. Gene Ontology annotation, molecular function: signaling receptor binding. The coding region runs from base 103 to 1515 and encodes 470 amino acids. Gene Ontology annotation, cellular component: cell-cell junction; plasma membrane. The transcript has 12 exons. Lineage: Eukaryota; Metazoa; Chordata; Lepidosauria; Squamata; Viperidae.
UCCUCGCUCCUUUCGCCUACGGCCGGCUGAAGCGCGCAAGGGAGCGCCGGAGAAGAUCGCCUAUUGUCCGGGCCAGCCGGAGCCGGCAGCCCCCGCCGCACCAUGACGCUGAAAUCCGAGCGGAGCGGGGACGGCAGCAGCAGCACCAGCAGCAUGAGGACGGCGCUCUCGGACCUCUACCUGGAGCACCUGCUGCAGAGCAAGCCCCGGGCCGAGACGAUCUCGUGCCCAAUGAACGCAAUAACCGAGGACAUUUACACCAACGGCUCAGCCAAGAACGGCAGCCUGGCUCAUGCCAACGGCCAGGAGGUGCGGAAGAUACGUCUAAUCCAGUUUGAGAAGAUCACGGAGGAGCCCAUGGGUAUCACACUGAAGCUCAACGAGAAGAAAAGCUGCAUGGUGGCCAGGAUCCUUCACGGGGGCAUGAUUCACAGGCAAGGUUUCCUUCGUGUGGGAGAUGAGAUUCUCGAGAUCAAUGGGAAGAGUGUGGUCAACCAUUCUGUAGACCAGUUGCAGAAGAUCUUGAAAGAAACCAAGGGAACCAUCUCCCUGAAGAUCAUUCCCAACCAGCAGAACCGAAUUCUGCCCCUCAAGAUGUUUGUCAGAGCCCAGUUUGACUACGACCCGCAGAAGGACAACCUCAUCCCUUGCAAAGAAGCUGGCCUGAAGUUCCAAACUGGAGAUGUAAUUGAGAUUAUCAAUAAAGAUGACAGUAAUUGGUGGCAAGGCCGGAUAGAAGGUUCUUCCAAUGGCUCGGCAGGACUUAUUCCAUCUCUGGAGCUGCAAGAAUGGCGUGUGGCCAGCACAACCCAAGAGAAUCAGUCUGAAGGCCAGAGUUGUACCCCUUUUGGAAAGAAGAAAAAAUGCAAAGACAAGUACUUGGCAAAGCACAGCUCAAUUUUUGACCAGCUUGAUGUAGUGUCUUACGAGGAGGUGGUCCAGCUACCAGCAUUUAAGCGGAAAACUUUGGUGCUUAUAGGAGCAAGUGGUGUUGGAAGAAGCCACAUUAAGAACACGCUGCUCAACAAAUACCCGGAGAAGUUCGGAUAUCCUGUUCCAUAUACCACUCGGCCCCAAAAGAAGAAUGAAGAGGAUGGGAAGAACUAUCACUUUGUCUCCACAGAAGACAUGACAAAAGAAAUCUCGGCUAACGAGUUCCUGGAAUUUGGAAGUUACCAGGGCUACAUGUUUGGCACCAAAUUUGAGACUUUGCACAAGAUCCAUCAACAGGGCAAAAUUGCAAUCCUGGACAUUGAGCCUCAGACACUGAAAAUCAUCCACACUGCCGACUUUUCUCCUUUCGUUGUGUUCGUUGCUCCUCCAAAGCAAGCUGAUCAGAUGGAAACCUUGCAGCAACUUCAAAAGGACACAGAGGCCAUCCGGAGCAGAUACGCCCAUUACUUUGAUUUGGUGCUGGUGAACAAUGGGGUUGACGAGAGCCUUGAACACCUGCAGGCAGCGUUUGAGCGGGCAUGCAGCUCCCCACAGUGGGUGCCAGUCUCCUGGGUGUAUUGAGCUGGCAGCACCCAUUUAGGCCACCUCAUUGCAGCAUGUUGAGGACAAUCUUCCCUGCUCCAUGCUUCUGCCCAAUACGCAACCUUCUUGGAGCUGCACCGUUGCCUGUUACUUCCCAGCUGCAAAAAAAACAUCCUUAGAAGAGCAUCUAUGGAUGCAGCUUGCCCCUCUUUUGUUCUCUAUUUCCAUUUAUUUGCAGAUGUUAGCAGCAGGGGACAGUCUUAACAAUACUCCUCUUCCACUACCAAUAAGGUUUUAAACAGGGAUACUAAAAACACGUUCUGCGCAAAAGCCAUAAACGCCAUGAAUGUUAAGAGCCGUGUUUUAACUCAACACAUUUUCCUAGUUUUUCUUUUCCCCGCCCCGCUUGUGAUAGAGGCGUCUUUCAAACCUCUGCAUGGAUGAGAUUUACUCCUUCACUCAUCCUUUUUGGGAAGGGAACUGUGAACUGAUGUUGAACGUCCCGAUUUGAGUGUUCUUUUGCCUCCGUUACGAAAGUAUUUGUUCUACACUACACCGAAGCACACCACCGGGGGGGGGGGGGUAUGGCCCUCAAAUAACUACCUUUGUAACAGGGAUAAACAGGAGGGAGCAUGGCUGACCAUGUGUUAAAUCUCAUGCUCUUCUUGAGGAUGCCAAAAAUAGACAAAUGUGCAAUAGAAACAUUCGGUUGAAUCCAUUACAGGGAAAAUUUAACAAGCAGCAAUAAAGUC